UCCCAGUCAAGCGAUCGCUACUUGCGUAGAAAAACGGAAACGCUGCUGUUAGCACUGGACUAACAGGCGGCUCAGACAGGUGACGUUAGGCUCGUUAAACGUUUGUUUUUUAACAAUGGCGGAAAGCAGGACGGUUGGCGGGCAACGCGCUUAGCUAACGCAUCAUCAUCAAAUGCAGUCAAAUCUGAAAUCUGCCUGGCCCUCGACUUGCAACUCGGGAAAUAGCGAGAACUGGAAUAACAGUAUGGAUGCUCCUCAGUAUCCAGGCUACCCAUCACACUACUGGUAUCCUCAGUCUCACUCCACAGGGCACUAUGCAAAUACCUAUCCCUCCGGAUCAGAUGUUCAGCCACAGUACAAUCCACAGGUAAUGCCUGGUGGUUAUCCAAAUGGUCAUGGUGUCUACAGUCCAGCGCAGGGUCAAUAUUCAACAGGUGGUUUCCACCCAUCCAACCCAUUCUACUGUGCUGACCCUCAGAGACCGGCUCCAGGUCCUUAUCCUAACCAGGGCUGCCCAGCGGAGCAGAGCAGCGGGCCAUCUGGGCAGCCACACUCUCAACACCAACACCAGCACCAUCACUAUCCUGGCCCACACUGUCAAGGGGGUCCUGGAUAUCCUGCUGGACCGUACCCUCACUACAGCGAAAGUGGUCACGCAAUGCCCCCAAACCCCCCAUACCCCUCUGGCCAGCCUCUCCACCCGAGCCCCCAGGCCGAUGCGUGGGCGCACUCUGGCGCAUAUGCCCCCUCACAGCAGCAGUGGCAGCCAGGCCAGCAGCCUCCACAAAACCACUACGGAAAUCCUGUCCGUCCUGCACACCCUCCAGCAUGGCCAGGGACUGGAACUGGCGCUCCACCCCCUUACCAACCCAAGGACCAACAGCACCAACGCGCCCCACAAGUGGGACCUAAACCCAGGCCGAGCCCAUCCCCGAAUCCCCCAAAUGGAAAGCCUGCUGAAAUAAGUUCACCUCCCCAAAUGUACAACAAAUCCGGGAGAGGUGAGCCUAAUCCUUCGCAAGGUGAGCCCCCGGCCCCGGCCCCAGCUCCAGCCCAAGCUCCAGCUCCAGCUCCAGCUCCAGGCCAGGCUGGACCUCAGCCCCUGAGCCAUAAUCCCGGCCUAGCUAGGGUCCAGCAGGUCAUGGCUAGAGUGCUGCUGCUUCAGGAAGAUGUUGAUGAGUUUGUCGGCAAAAAGACAGACAAGAGCUAUCGGUGUUUGGAGGAACUGCUGACCAAAGAGCUGCUGGUGCUGGACUCUGUGGAGACUCAGGGACAGGAGAACGUCCGGCAAGCCCGAAAGGAGGCCGUACAGAGGAUCCAGGUCAUUCUGGACCAGCUGGAGAAGAAAGCCUUCUGAACUGGACUUACUUGUUGGUUUGUGGGUCUUGCUGUUUUCUUCUUCCAGAUCUUCCAUGGACACAAUGAGGGUCUGGUCUUGGUCCUCGGAGCUGUGUUAUCUUAAGGGUUUUUUCCAACACUGACAUAAAAAGCUGAAUUUUCAUGGACCCAAGAACAAGCUAAAGCAACCACUGUGACAUGGAAUCAGCCUAGUUAUGCUGGUAUAAGUGAUAUGGUGGCGUUAGAAGUGCAGACCGAUGGUUGUACAUAUCAUUAGUGACGUUCAGCCUCAGUGAGUGACUGCGCUGACUACACAACCUGACACUCUUGCUCAGCUCAUCUUUUCUGCCAUGCCUUUGCCAGCAUAAUGCAGGACAGAGUCACUGGAAGAGGAAUUCAUUUAGUGCCACAUUACAACUGUUCUCUAACCUGUGAUUCAGAUAAACGUCAUGCUGUCCCUCAGGACCGUGGGUCACUUUUAGUCUGAUCCUACAUCUAACAACACGUGCACUUCGUUAGCCGUCUACUAAUACAUGUCACAGCCCAUUUGCAUGAUCACGAUGUUGUCUUCGCCCUCCAAUAGAGGCCACACACUUAGUUGCCCACAGUCACUUCUGUCUCCACGUGUAUGUAGGAAUAGGUGCAAUGCUUUCCUUUUUCAAUUGUGCUCCCAGCCCUGCAUGCACUGUAAUGUCAGACAAACACUCGAUACAGUCACGACAUUUCCGAGCUGAAAAAUGGGCCUAGAGUGUAGCAGAUUAGUGAAAACCCCCUAAAGAUUGCUGUCCCAAUUAUUCCAUCUGUGGGAUGAAACUGCUGUGCAGACCUAGAAUCAGACCUACAUAUGAAUGCAAUGUUUCACUCUAGGAACUACUGUUAUUACAGAUAUUACAUGAAGUUUAAGAUUUACUUGAGAAGCUGUUAUGUUCUUUCUAUCCCUUUUUGAACAAUUAGAAUAUUUAUAGAAAUAAGAAGCGAGUUGUAUUUUCUGAAUUAAACAUUCAGUCAGUUGUUGUAAAGGAUAACAGAAAGGACGCGCUUCAACAUUUUCAGUAAUGUUUUGUGCUGAAAAACAAGGACAGUGUUAGUCACAGCACCUGGAUCAGUUGUUUUGACCUCGUUUGUGUUUUCUCUAGCACUCACAUUCUUGUUGCAUCAAAUCCAGAUUUGCACCACAAUCCAUGUUGUUUUGUAGAGCAAGUCUUUCUUUUUCAGUGGUUCUUGAUGUGUUGAUUUAGGAAAAAAAAGAGUGCCAUAUUUCAGGGGAUGGUUUUAUAUGAUUAGAAAAAAAAAUAAAAAGAAGAUCACAAGCUUUGCAUGAAAAAAACGACAUCAGCAUCUGUCAUAUGUUCAUUUUCCUGUGCUGGUACGUUUCUGUUCAAACGGAGCACAACUGUACAGUUCCAGAUGUUAUGCAUGUUUCCAACACGAGACGGGAAUCUUUGCCUGAUACAUAUUGAAAUUAUUACAAGUGAGAAAAUAGCAGAGAAAUAA
Chelmon rostratus (copperband butterflyfish) is the source of this 2832-nucleotide messenger RNA. It is a transcript of the gene bag4, whose product is annotated as BCL2 associated athanogene 4. Gene Ontology annotation, molecular function: adenyl-nucleotide exchange factor activity; protein-folding chaperone binding. NCBI's taxonomy places the organism in Eukaryota, Metazoa, Chordata, Actinopteri, Chaetodontiformes, Chaetodontidae. The coding region runs from base 173 to 1357 and encodes 394 amino acids. Gene Ontology annotation, biological process: protein stabilization. Gene Ontology annotation, cellular component: cytoplasm; cytosol; membrane. The transcript is spliced from 5 exons. The record is from RefSeq and is a predicted model, not a curated record.